CUACUGCUUCUGUUUGCUGUGUUGUUGUUGCUAUUGGCACUUGCGAUUUUGUUUUUAUUGCGCACUCGAAAUUGUUUUGUUAUUUUGUGGCGAUUCGAAAUAAAAAACGCUUGGGAUGGUUGAAAAUCGAGCGCAUUUAAGUUUAGUUUAAGUUAGUCGCUCGUCGUGCGUGUGUGUGUGUGUGCGUUGGAUGCAAUUUGGCAAUUGCAAUUGCAAUUCGCAAAUGUGAAUGAAAAGCGAGCGCAACAAAGAAAACUAUAUGAAAUAGGCGUAAAAUGUCACUUUUUGUGGAAUAUACCGAGCCGAAAUGGCGGGAUUUGGACAUGCGCGCGCUGUCCGUCGACCAGUUCUACCUGUACCUGCGAUCGGAGCUCGAUAGGGAGAGCCACCUGUACUCGCUGUCCGACGAAUGUUACACGUGUCCGUACACCAAAGUGAAAGCUCUGCCCGCUGCCGACGUCGCUGCCGGCGUCGAUGAACCGUUACGUUUGAGUUCGGCAUUUGGGCUGAAUUUCAAAAUAUACGAACACGAUCAGGGUCACUAUGCCUACGACAAUGUCUCGUCGCUCUGUUGGCUGCGUCGCACCGAUCUGCAGGAAUUCGGCGUCUACAACCUGACCCUCCAAGCGAAUGGGACCUGUGCCUUUGCGGUGGACAAGCCGGGUGUACCCAUUAAUUAUGCUUUCCUCGCCGUUUUCGUGCUGGUUGCCGCCCUGCUAAUCGCCCUGAAACUAGUGAGCUGCGCCUGGCGUUGCUAUCGCUAUGACGAGGCCACCGCUGCCGCCGACAGCAUCGGAGAAGCCGCCACCAAAGCCACCCAAAGGAAGCGACUCCGCAGCCUGGACACCUUCCGCGGCCUUUCGAUCGUUCUGAUGAUCUUUGUGAACAGUGGCGGUGGCGGCUACACCUGGAUCGAGCACGCAGCCUGGAACGGCCUGCACCUGGCCGACGUGGUCUUUCCCUCGUUCCUCUGGAUAAUGGGCGUGUGCAUACCGCUCUCCGUGAAAUCUCAACUUUCGCGCGGCAGCAGCAAGGCCGGCAUUUGUCUGCGCAUCGUGUGGCGAUCCAUCAAACUCUUUGCCAUUGGCUUGUGUCUGAACUCGAUGAGUGGCCCUAAUCUGGAGAAGCUGCGUCUCAUGGGCGUCCUGCAGCGAUUCGGAGUGGCCUUUCUGGUGGUCGGUGUACUGCAUACGUUGUGCUGCCGCAGGGAGCCCAUAAGUCCGCAAAGAUCGUGGCAGCGGGCCGUGCACGAUGUGUGUCUUUUUAGCGGCGAGUUGGCCGUGCUGCUGGCCCUGGUGGCCACCUAUUUGGGCCUGACCUUUGGCCUCCGAGUGCCGGGAUGUCCGCGUGGUUAUCUGGGACCGGGUGGCAAGCACGAUUACAAUGCCCAUCCGAACUGUAUUGGUGGUGCGGCCGGUUAUGCGGACCUUCAGGUGCUGGGCAAUGCGCACAUCUUCCAACAUCCCACGGCCAAGUAUGUCUACGACUCCACAGCUUUCGAUCCGGAGGGUGUUUUCGGCUGCAUCCUGAGCGUGGUGCAGGUGCUCCUGGGGGCCUUUGCGGGCGUAACCCUGCUGGUGCAUCCCACCUGGCAGUCGAGGAUCCGUCGCUGGAUAAUCCUGGCCAUUCUGCUGGGCCUCAUUGGCGGUGCACUGAGUGGAUUUUCGCGUGAAGGAGGCGCCAUUCCCGUGAACAAGAACCUCUGGUCGUUGUCCUUCGUCUGUGUGACUGUGAGUUUGGCCCUGGUGAUCCUGUCGCUGCUCUACUACUUCAUCGAUGUGCGGGAGACGUGGAGCUGGUCGGGCUAUCCCUUCACCGAGUGCGGCAUGAAUGCCAUCGUGAUGUAUGUGGGCCACUCGGUGAUGCACAAAAUGCUACCCUGGCACUGGAGGAUCGGGGAGAUGAACACCCAUUUCAUGCUCCUGCUGGAGGCCACAUGGAACACCCUCGUCUGGGUGGGCAUCGCCCUGUAUCUGGACGCCCAGGAGUUCUAUUACAGCCUGUAGGGCUGCAUCUGCAUCAAUAUAAUCCAUAUGCACAAUUCAAUUGCCAAAUAAAUUAGCGUUUUGUACAUAGAUUGAUUUUACGGAUAUGUUGCUGGGAAAGCACAAAGACCAUAAGAAAUGUUUAGUAUUUGUAACGAAAUUCCGAAUUUUGUAUGUUGUGGGAAUGCAAAUUAAUAUCAAAUAAAGUAUAUACAUAAAUAAGAGAUUUA
Molecule: messenger RNA, 2215 nt
Organism: Drosophila subpulchrella
Lineage: Eukaryota; Metazoa; Arthropoda; Insecta; Diptera; Drosophilidae
Gene: Hgsnat
Product: heparan-alpha-glucosaminide N-acetyltransferase
Exons: 6
Coding region: 276-2006 (576 amino acids)
Source: RefSeq, a predicted model, not a curated record